This is a messenger RNA of Neurospora tetrasperma FGSC 2508, 1019 nucleotides long. RefSeq lists its product as uncharacterized. NCBI's taxonomy places the organism in Eukaryota, Fungi, Ascomycota, Sordariomycetes, Sordariales, Sordariaceae. Gene Ontology annotation, cellular component: mRNA cleavage and polyadenylation specificity factor complex; nucleus. The record is from RefSeq and is a predicted model, not a curated record. The coding region runs from base 1 to 801 and encodes 266 amino acids. Gene Ontology annotation, biological process: termination of RNA polymerase II transcription. The transcript has 2 exons. Gene Ontology annotation, molecular function: RNA polymerase II CTD heptapeptide repeat phosphatase activity.
AUGUCUGCUGUAGAUACCACAACUGGUGCUGCGAGCUCAUCGAAGCCGGACCAGAAUGAGCAGAAUGGUCAGAACGGUGGGCGUGAAGACUCUGGCGGCUUCAAGCUAAAGUUUUGCACCGUCUGCGCCAGUAACCAGAAUCGCUCCAUGGAAGGUCACUUGCGACUCUCUCUUGCAAAUUAUCCCGUGAUUUCGUUUGGUACAGGCUCUCUUGUCCGUCUCCCCGGGCCAUCCAUUACACAGCCCAAUGUCUACAAGUUCAACGAAACAUCAUACGAUAGUAUAUAUCGGGAGUUGGAAGCCAAAGACCCUCGGUUAUAUCGCGCAAACGGACUGCUAAACAUGCUUGGGAGAAACCGCCAAGUCAAGUGGGGCCCUGAGCGAUGGCAGGACUGGCAGAUUGGAAUGCCUAGAACCAAGCACAAGGAUGACAAGGGAGCUGAUGGCAUGGAGGGCGGCGUAGCUGAUGUUGUCAUCACCUGUGAGGAACGCUGUUGGGAUGCUGUGAUUGAAGAUCUUCUCAACCGUGGCUCGCCACUUAACAGGCCUGUUCACGUCAUCAACAUCGAUAUCAAGGAUAACCAUGAAGAGGCAUCCGUUGGAGGGCGAGCCAUUGUCGAUUUGGCAGACUCACUCAACAAGAUUGCUGCCGAGGAGCGGGAGAAGGUUGGCGCUUCUGCCUUUGACUCGGGAAGCGUAGGCGCCAGAUCAGGAUUCGAUGAGCGCGUACCGGACGUCCUGGCCGAGUGGCAGGAGAGAUGGCCGAAUCUUCCUGCGACAUGGACUUUGGCUUGGUUCUAAGCAUUGAGGCGUAUUGUUUGAGCUCGUGCAUCGUAAGGCGUUGGAUGUUCUUUUUAUUGCCUGGCGGGCGUAAUCGCGGUUACGGACAGGAGGGGGGAUACAUCUUUUUGGGUUCAUGAUUGAUGACCAGACAACACAAACGAACAAGACGUUUUGGCCGUCACAACAUAAUGCUGAUUCGGACUCGUAAUCAUUAUCAACAAAACCGUUGUUAUCCG